Molecule: messenger RNA, 3789 nt
Organism: Ectocarpus sp. CCAP 1310/34
Lineage: Eukaryota; Phaeophyceae; Ectocarpales; Ectocarpaceae
Source: the annotation of a GenBank genome assembly
CCUUGUCACACCUUUUUUCGGAGGUGGGAGUCCAGUAGCCAUAGACCGGAAGAGCAAUACAAGCCCGCAGAUCUGAUCUGUUCUUGGUGUUGUUCACGCAUUGGAUAACGAAGCCAGGAAACCGGCUGCAGAAACACGCAUAACCUGAUGGCCACAAGAUUGCCUCGCUGCUUCGCCGCAGCCGCGGCAGCGGCGACAGCAACAUCAUCGGCAUCGUCGGGAAGCAACAGCAGUAGGGUAACACCACCCGCAGCAGCUGCCAGGAAACACUCGCAGGCGAGGGGGGACGACGGCAAGGAACCAUGGCGAAGAGAAGCAGCAUCAACGCCUGCUGAUGCGGCGGGAUGUACAAAACUUGCCAGCGGAGGUUGUCGAAAGGGCGCGGUUGGAGGAACAGCAGCGGCAGAAGGAGCAGCAGCAUUUAGGUCAUCCAUUGAAGCGCUCCAAGCGUCGUUGCAGGGGUUGCUCGGCUCCGUACCGUUGGUGAGGAUUGUGCACGCCGAUGGUGCUGCUGCUGUUGCCGUUGAGACGGCGGGGGCGGAAGGGGAAGGGGACGCUGCUGCUGCGGUGUCCGAGCUGGAGGAUGGCGACAAGCCUGAGUACAUCCAACGCGCGGACGAGCAGGCGGCGCAGAUGAGGCAGCAGUUGCGGCGACCUGCACAGUUUGCGGACCAGUUCAUGGAGGUUUCUCAGCUCACCCAGGUGCACUCCUUUGAAGGGUUCCGUCUCGACAUGUCGAAGCCGGUUACGCCGACCUUCUUCACCUCGCAUACCAUCUUCUUCGGAAACCCUCAGUUCCCCAGCGGGCAUUACCAGGGCUCCCUUACCGUGGUUGGUGAGAGCGAUAAGAUGGUGCGAGCCUCUAUGGACGCCGACUGCAACGUUAGCAUGGACGCGCACGCGCCCCUGGGCAUGCCGGGGUUGGCCGGGAAGCUGACGGUGCACCAGGGGAAAAACGACCUCAUCCAGGGGACCGCUCUAUACAACGGUGAUACUUGCUCGGGACAGAUUGCCCUUGGUACCGGGCCGGUGGAGAUAUCGUACAACCAGGCCGUCACUCCGCACCUGUCUGUGGGAGGCCAGGGUCAGUUCAGCUCCGCGCAACAGGCGGUCGGGCUCCUGUACGGCUUCAAGUACAACACCCCGAGUUGGGCAGUGCUCGGGAGGCUUAUCGGUGGAGGCGCUAACGUGGUGACCGCGCAGUACCUGAGGAGGGUGGUGCCCGGCAGAGUCACUCUCGGUGCCGAGUACCAGGCGCAGCUAGGUGCCGGCAGCCAGAUGAUGGUCGGAGCCGAGUUUCAACUCAAGCAGAGCAAGAUGUCUGCCAGCGUUGACAGCAACGGCAAGGUGGACUCCACCCUCGAGCUCAAGUGCGGGACAUUCCCAACUUUGCCCGUUACGCUGACCAUCUCGUCGUCGCUGGAUCACUCCGAGGACAAGCACACUUUCGGGUUGGCCCUCACCUGCGGACAGUAGAUGAGAUAGAAGAGUUUCCUGAUCUCGGUGUGAUGAAUGAAAGUGGUCCUUUUCUUCCUUGUUUGCUGCUGCAGGCAGGUGCACACCAACUCGCGUUGAUGCUGAAUCUCGUUGGUGGUGGAGAAUAUAUAUUAAUGUGAUAUCUAGUGUCGCAAUUUUGGCUGGCCGAAGUUGACCGGUAUCCUACAGGUGUAGUUUUUGAAGCGCACAUUUCCCAUGCUGUGGAACAAAUCAUGUCACAACGUAAACCGUUCACCGGAAGUGGUAUUGAUGAUACAGCAUUACGUGCAUGGUCGUGGAUUGAGACCACAUGCGUCAUGUCACGGCGCCUCGGCCUUUUUUUGCAGAAGGUGCAAUAGCAGUCGGAUUGGGGUACUCAUGCUCUCGCCACCUUGCACGCGUGGCGUAUGAUAAGCUUCGUGGCUUUUCUGUCUGUUGCUGUUUUGGUCGUUAUGGUGCUGUAGUCGAUACGUACACCUCGCUACGCGUGCGUCUCGUUCGUUAUUGGGAGCUCUUCGUGGGUCGGCUGGCUUUCCGCCCUUUCUACGUCCACAAGUAGUACUCAUGGUACCAGUCGCAACAGUUGAUGUUUGACGCAUACCUCCUUUUGUGGCUAUGAAACCGACACUUGGCGAGCUUUGUUAUGCGAUGCUUUCCACGGUCCUAUGCUGUCUCCCCGCCUUUUGAGGCACCAAGAGACGAAAUGACUGGAGCGUACAGUCUGGUCGGUGGCUGUGGCAGUGACCACACCGUCUCUGCAAAAGGGGGGGUACGGAGACGGACGAUGUGCAGGGAUGCUGAUUCGGGGGUGCAUCGAUCAACCCUUUUCUUGAUGGGAUCGGGCGAGACGACUGGCCUUGCGAGAAGGUUGAGGGCCGCGUGUCUGUCCCGUCAAAAAUGUGGGAAAACAUGGCCAGGAGAGUGGAAACCGAACGAACGCUUGCAUUGUUCUCCCUUGGUCAACAUUGGUGCCUCUCAAUUUGGUGGGCCGACUUGUGUGGACCGUGGGUGACUUCAGCCAGGGUUCACCAGUAGCAAGAAACGGAACGUCUUCUCAUGAGGCGCCAACGAUCUAUGCCAGCUUGGAGCGGCGGGUGCUUGAAGCAAUAAGAGACAAGACACGGGCUCGAAAAGGACGGCCGACCAGAUGAUAUACAUGCUCGAGCUACGGACUAAUGACGGGAGAAGGGUGUUGGCUGAGCACAGCGAAUUCCUUCCCCACACACGCACCUUGAAUUCUGUUCACAGGAUAAUAAUUUAGUCCAUGGCUUGGCAAACUUGAGUACGCCCCCCCCCUCUUCACAUUCGAUAGGAAGCGCGCCCUCAGGGAGACCGAGCAGGAUAUUAUCCCCCCGCUCUCGGUGCGGCGCGGGCACGCGACCGCUUUUACAGUACGCAUGAAGAAAAGUUCGAAUACAGUAGCGGCAGUGCGUCGCCAAAACCGUGGCGACGAACGUGCGACUUUUUCUCGGCCAGCGUCAUACGGACGCCGACACAUUCAAGCCUGCAACCGCAACCAAUCUAAUAAGAGCCACGCACGAAACUAUCGCCUAUUGUCGCGACGAGGGGCGCUGCAUCAAGGUUCAGCUAUAUAUGAUAACGCCGGACACCUUUACCGGCAUUCCACGAUGGUUCCCUCCACAACGCCAACCCAAGACGGCGAGGGAAGGUAUACAAAUGAACUGCUCCAAAUACCCGGGCGUGAAAUCCCCGAAGCAAAACCAACCCCCCCCCCUCCCCCGUCUGUCCGCCUGAAGUUUCUGUCUGGUUUUCUCGCCCCCACCACCGCGCUGCUUUCUUCCGCCUGCAGCCUGAGCCAGCCAGGCCCCCCAUCCACAAUCCGAGCACCCCCGCACCGCCCGUAAACUCCCCUCCCGUUCGGGAGUAAAAGGCGUGGUGGCCGGCCGGCCGUAGCCCGUGUGUCCGCCAACAGCGAAGAAGCAUGGACCGAGAUCAGCAUGGUCCAACGAGAGGAGGCUGUCUACCGCCUGUUCCCCGGGAAGGACGGGAGCUUCUACAUCGGGAUCUCUUGGACUACUUGGUUGCGCCCGCCGCCUUCGAAACCUGGAAAAUGCUCGACCCCAACACGACGAACAAGAAAAAGAAGAGCAGGCACGGUCCUACCGCGUAGCCAGUCUUCUUGUUCUCGAUCUUCCCCUUCGCCGCGCCGUGUGACAUUUUGGAGGUGCUUCUCGCUGGCCAAACGGGUUUUGCGAGAAGACAUCCUGAGGCUGCUGACGGCUGUUGAGGGGCUUGGAGCAGUGUGUGGUUACGCGACUCUGUUGGUGUCUGCAAACCUGUUGCUGGUUGGUG